Molecule: messenger RNA, 2156 nt
Organism: Mya arenaria
Lineage: Eukaryota; Metazoa; Mollusca; Bivalvia; Myida; Myidae
Product: probable palmitoyltransferase ZDHHC24
Exons: 2
Coding region: 69-989 (306 amino acids)
Biological process (GO): peptidyl-L-cysteine S-palmitoylation; protein targeting to membrane
Cellular component (GO): Golgi apparatus; endoplasmic reticulum
Molecular function (GO): protein-cysteine S-palmitoyltransferase activity
Source: RefSeq, a predicted model, not a curated record
UUGGUGCUCUGAGCAUGUUUUAAUUUGCACCAAACCAAACUGAAACAUCAACACGUUAAGGAUUCGAAAUGGAGAUCCGGGAAAGAAAACAACACGAGGAAUCGUUUAAAGAAAAGUUGAAAGAAAAAUGGCAGAAUAGAAGAGAGUUAACUCCGAAAAAAGAAGAGGCGAGCCAAGUAGCGGUGGCAUUUUUCUUCGUGAUGUUUUUCCUCUCUUUACUUGAGACAGUAUUCGUGUUGUUACCAACUAUUUACGGUGGUUGGGAGAGGUGGAUCAUGAUCGGGGUGACGCUGUGGAUGUUCUACACGACGCUGGUCAACUGGCACCGGUCCUACUUCGACACUGCUAACUAUGUGAAGCCAGAAGCGAAGGAGAAAUACUUCCCAGACACAAAGGAGACACCACAGGACUGGAAACACUGCUUCACAUGCCAGGUGGAUACACCCCCAAGAUCGUUUCACUGCAGCUACUGUGGAAAGUGCAUGCUGAAACGCGUGCACCACUGCUUCAUCACAAGUUCUUGUAUUGGCUUCCACAACCAGAAAUACUUUAUCAUGUUCCUCGUUUGGUCCUUGGCAAGUCUGGGCUAUGUGAUAUAUCACCAGCUCAUGUACUUGAACAAGACUCUACCUGUAGAUUCAGCUGGGUUCAUCCUUUACAUACCUCCAGUAACCAUUCACCAACUUAUCAUGGGCUACUUAUCAUUCGGACAGGCGUUUUUGGUCACCCAUGUUUUUGUUGCCAUUGGAGCGUUCAUAACCAGCUUCUUUUUCUUCAUGUGGCAUCUGCUGCUAGCUGUUGAAGGCGCAACAAAUUAUGAAGCGAAAGUGCGAAAGUUUCCUUAUAAGGGUUCCAUUAAUGCAAACCUUAAGUCCAUAUUCGGAUCAGUGCUGUAUAUUCCAUUGUUUCUUAUUUUCCCAUUCAAGCUUGAACAGCAAGGAGAUGGAAUUCAGUGGAAACUUAGAAGAACCCAUGCAAAGGGACGCUAAAAUUCAAUAGUCAGUUUGCAGAUGAACAAUAUUAUUGUACUGUUUAUUUGUUAGUCACAACAAUUGUCUGGAGACAUUUUUUGUUUGAAAAAAGAACCAUUUGUAUCAGUGGUAUACACCCAGGCAUAUCCAUGAAGCACAUCAUAUGCUGUUAUUAUAAAAUUCAUAAAACAUUUCUGUUAAACAAUUCAUAACCUCCAUUGUGAUACCACAGAGAGUUCAAGCAAAGUAAUCAAGUCUAGUCAAGUUGCACAGGAAAUAAACAUUUUGUUUGCUGUAGUUAUUUCUGUUGCACACUUGAUUUUGCUUUGUUCUACCUACAUGCAAUGUAUUUUGUCACCAUUCACUACAUUGACAAUCAUUUGUUUGCCUUUACCUGACCAUGGCUAUUGUCUGUUCAUGACAUGCAUUUUAAUGGCAUAAGUGAUAGUUAUGGCAGGCCUAUGUCCUUUUAUAAAGUAUUACAUUAUCUUGUAAUAUCUGUGAAUUUCAUGUAUGCAUAUUUGUCAUAUACCUCCACAUGAUUAUUUUUUUUCAUUGAUCAUGUUAUACAACUUUUAUUUAUUUUACCUUUUGAUUUAAUAUUUUAUUCAUAUUAUAUGGUACAUGUAGAUCUAUAUUUUGAUAUUUAUUUAUUCUGCAUAAUAAUCAUUCAUUUUGUGACAAUGAAUAAUUAUACAUGUAAAUCUAUUGUAUUUUUCAUUGCACAUUUACUUUUUUAUACCACUUGUGAUUUGCUCAAAUAAAACCUUCAACUGUGAAAAUGCUCAACAUUUGUUUCAUAUGGAAUUAAAGACGACAUUUUUCAAUAUUAUAUUGUUGGAAAGACUGUCAAAAUCAACAGUGUUAAUGAUUUGACCUUUUAAAUUGAGUUGUUUUACUCAUGAAGAGACACAUAAUGUAAGCUUACAUGUGAUACUCAUUUGAACACUAUUUUAAUAGCAUUUCUAAGCCUUUCAUGUCAUAUGUCUAGAUAAUUAUUAACAGCAGAGCUCUUAUUUGUUCACAAUUAAACAAAUUGAACAUUUCUGAUGUGUUUCCCUUUAAAAUGUGACAUGUACUUUUAUCACUGUUUAAAAGCUUUCAACAAAAUUAUAUUAAGUUUCUGUAGUUCAUAACCAGAAUACUUUUUUUCAAAAAACAUCUGUCACCUUGACCUACUGACCU